Fusarium redolens is the source of this 2275-nucleotide messenger RNA. Its product is annotated as fungal-specific transcription factor domain-containing protein. The transcript has 3 exons. The coding region runs from base 59 to 2128 and encodes 689 amino acids. Gene Ontology annotation, biological process: DNA-templated transcription; positive regulation of transcription from RNA polymerase II promoter by galactose. Lineage: Eukaryota; Fungi; Ascomycota; Sordariomycetes; Hypocreales; Nectriaceae. Gene Ontology annotation, cellular component: nucleus. The record is from RefSeq and is a predicted model, not a curated record. Gene Ontology annotation, molecular function: DNA-binding transcription factor activity, RNA polymerase II-specific; RNA polymerase II cis-regulatory region sequence-specific DNA binding; zinc ion binding.
UAGAUGCGAUGGGCAACGCCCUUCAUGCUCGUCCUGCCUGUCCCUUGGCUUCGACUGUAUGUACGAACCUGGUGAUUCUGCCACGAAUGUCAUUGUUCGCAAAGACUAUGUCUCGGAUCUCGAACAGCGUGUCAGCUCUGUUGAGCAUAAUCUUCAACGGUUGAACGAUGUUCUCAAGGGCCACCUCUCGCCCUGCAGCAACACAAAUACUUCACCAUGUCACCACGGAACCAUCAACGUCAGUCACUCUAUGCCUUCACCUGCACCGACUGCUCCGACCAAAGCGUCAGCGCCAUCGGGAGCAGGCACGGGGACAUGUGCUACAAGUCUGGAAGAGCCUCAAGAUGAGGAAGGUAUUCCCAAUGGAAUGGCCAUGACGUUUGUGGAAGAAAAGACCUCUGCGUUCUAUGGCGAAGCCUCCAACAUUAACUUCACGCAACUUCUUCUUCGCGCCAUCGCUGCUGUGCAUCACUCACCAGGCGCACCGUCUGCGUUGGACAGAGCCUCUGUGUUGGGAGAAAGUGUUAUUGCGAGUGUUUCCCAAAGUAAAAGCUCUCUCGGAGGCUCAGCGACACCACUGGACUCGCUGCCCACUGCCUUACCAUCCGUUGAAGAGAUGGACACUCUACUCGAUCUCUACUUCGAUACAGCUGGUGUUGUCUUCCCCUUCAUCCAUGAGGGGACCAUGAGGAGUACAUACAACGAAUGCAGGCUCAAUGGUUUUACAAGAGCUCGCAGAACCUGGCUUGGAACUCUGAACAUGGUAUUCGCCAUGGCGAGUAACUUUGACAGGGACUACACUACAUCAUCCAAGAAGCGCUUCGAGAGGUCCAACGCAUUCUACAAAAGAGCACUGGGUCUUUGCGGCGAACUAUCGAAGCGUGUUAUAAGUCUCGAGAUAGUUCAUUACCUGAUCUUGGUCGUUCUUCACUGCCAGGGAACUUCGCGCUCUGUGCAAGCCUGGAACAACUACGGCCUUGUUAUCCGAUCAGCUAUGGCACUAGGACUUCACACCGAGUCCACUGAGAGGGCGCUUGAUCCUGUACAGAAAGAAUAUCGUCGCCGGACUUGGGUGGUCAUAUACUGCCUUGACAAGGUGCUCAGCACUGCUGUGGGUAGACCCGCGAGUAUCCCAGAUGAGCAGAUGACGCGGCGAGAGCCAGCAUCUGGAUGGUCGCCAUCAACUUCUGGCGACGCCGCCGAUCUACCCGGUGAUUUCUUGGCUGUGUCAUUCAAGAUGUAUCAGGUGAUGAGCAAGUCUCUCGUCAUUCAGUACGGCGCAAAUCUUGAUCACGACUCGGACCCUGAUGAGAUGGCCCAUCUCAAAGCCUCAGGUGAACUCCGGAAACAACUUCGGCUCUGGGCGGCGAAUCUACCGCCACACCUUCAACUAUGCGACGCUGAGUCGGAUGUUCUCUCUCAGAACACAAAAGCGAACAGACUCCGUGUUAUUCUUACCAUGAGAUAUCAUAAUCUAAGUAUUCUCAUACAUAAACCACUGCUCAGCGCUACAAUACGACAUUUAUUCCGACAGGAUGGCACGGCGAAUAAAACUUCAUCGUAUUUAAUACAACUCGCUAUGGCGGAAGCGCAUGAAUGUAUCAGGUCGGCACAACUUACAAUUGAUAUUGUUCAUUCCGUCAUCAGUGUAGAUUCCACGAGUAAGAACAACCUUGGAGUAUGGUAUUUCACGCUCUACUAUGUCUUCACUGCAUCACUGGUUAUCUGCGGGCGAUUACUCUGGGCACAACAUGGAGAAACUGCAGUUGACGAAGCAUCCGUCAGUCACAUGAAGUUCCUCCUCAGCAAAGCAGAAACAAUAUUCUUGAAUCUGGAUCACGAAAACAGUCUUGUGCUGAGUUGUCUGGAAUAUAUUCGUAGACUCUCGAGAAUGUGCGGGAUCAAAGAAAUUGCCCCCGAUGCUACAUCGGCUAUGGUUCAUGAUAAUGGAUCGAGUUCUACGGGUUCUGCGGACGCUAUGUCUUUCAAUCUCGAUAACAUGGAUCCUUUUCAGCUUUUUGCGUCGGAAAUGUUUGAUCCGGCUAUUUUUGAACAUUUUCAUCAAUCGCCUGUUGAUGGUAUGAGUUUUGUGAAUGGUUUAUGGGAAGGGUUUCCGUGUGGAGGAUGAGACGGCUACCAUAAGAAUAUAGCAAAUCUGGACAGCUCAUGAUGUUAUGUUCAAUUGAUUACAGCCUUCGCAAUGAGUGCUGGUGUAACUUCACUUGCAACGACGCUGAACCUAUCUGAAGAACUCUUAAAUCUUUUCCAUAAGAAC